CUUCACUCGCUUUACAUCACAAAGGGAUGUACAUGUAUUUUGUUUGACCGUCCGGGAUGGACAUUCCGUGUGCUUUCAUUCUCCGGCACAAGUGUCAUUCCCAUCGUUGAUCGGAGUCAGUUUGGACAUGUGUGAUGUGCACUGGGUACGGGUCUGCCCUGACAUUUGUGACAUUUUUAACUGAUCCAGGGAUGCCAUAAACAACUAGUGUGGUUUGCUGCUGCUACUGGUGCUACGUGUACCUUAGACUAUAUAGGAGCACAUCCUGUGGCAUAGUGAUGGUCAAAUCUUGUACCGCGGCUGGGGUAGGCUUUGAUGAUGCAGCGGCCUCCGUGCCAUGCCCGGAAAAACCACAGAGUGUUAUGUCUGAACUCGGCCUCUCUGGAAUGUGAACCAUCUUUGCUUCCACGACUAGUUACCAGCGAUGACAACUUCCAGCCCGAUAAAUCAACCCCCAGCAAAUUUAGCACCGUAGUGGCAAAUGAUGCUGCGUGGCUACAUGGACUGAGCAUGGAUAUCUUCAGGAGACUACAUGUUGUUGUGCCACUUUCCCCAGACAACCUCAACCGGGACUCAAAGACUGGACUGCUCUUCAUUGUGGCCAUGAUCUUUGCCCUAGCUGGGUCGUCUUGUGCCCUGGAGGACGGCCCUUUGACGAUCCAAGUGGAGCACAGCGUGGUCCAAGUCAACACCACCCUUCAGCUCAACUGUACCUUCACCAACCCCGGCCGGGCCGCAACCAACGCUACCGACAUAACAUGGACUCGAGACGGAGAACCAAUCACCAAGGCUAAUGCCCGGGUGGAGGUCGUGGGCUCAUCACAGCUCAUACUCGACAGGGUGCAGUUUGAUGACAGUGGUGUCUAUGCUUGCAGGCUGGAUGAUGGCUCACCGCCGUCGACCGUCACCAUACAAGUUGGAUUGCCACCUGCCAAGAUAACGGACCUGCGCUGUUACAGCCGCAACUUCAUGACUGCGCACUGCUCAUGGACCAACGGACCUGACACCAACCUGCCCACGUCACACCAACUGCUAUGGAAGGAGUACUGUUAUGACGAUGUUUUUAUGCCGUGCAACAUGACGGUAUGUGACCUGCGAGAUUUGGACAGUGCUUGUUUCACGGUCAACUCUUCCAACGCACUGGACCAUACUAAGAGUGACCAACUUCCCUUUAAAAGAGAUGAAAUUGUGCUUAAUCCACCAAGACUCACCGCUGUGACUGCCAAGUCCGAGUCAGCCCUGCUCAUUAAGUGGCAGCCACCAGUUGAUUAUGGCGACUAUCCCACAGCAGUCCAGAAUCAUUUGAACUACCAGCUGCGGUGCGAAUACAAAGACUCCAAUUCUUCCUGGCAGAAAUGCUCUCCUGCAACCACGGUGGCGGAGGCAUGCAAAUUCUGCAGCAUCAGAAACUUGAUUCAUCCCAGCUACGAUCUUGGCAGUUUGUCUCAACCCUACGGGUUGUAUCGCAUCAGCUUGAGAGGAAAAGCUCCAUCUGCUAAACACUGGAGUGAUUGGUCCAACAUCAAAUUAGGAAGAACAAGCGAAGCAGCUCCACUGUCCGGAGUAAGCCUGGGCCUAACUUGUAUAGCAGUCAACAAGACAGCAACUGCAGCAGAGAGGAAUGUCCAACUGUUCUGGCAGCCACUGCCCGAGUACAAGAUGAAUGGAUUGGUUCUGUAUUAUGUGAUCAACGUCAAUGGCUCGUUAUUUAACGCAACAGGAAACUCCAGCAGUCACUUGGAAAGAGGUCUAAACCCAUACAAGUACUACCAAAUUUCUAUUGUCGGGUUCAACUCUGUUGGUGCCACAGACGAAGAUACUUGUGAAGUGCAUCCCAUGCCUGCAGUUGUUGAAAGUUCCACCCCAGUGGUUGCAGGCAUAAUAGUGGCGACACUCCUCUUCAUUGUUUGUAUCAUCGUUCUGGUCUAUGCCUGGCAGAGAGUCAAGAAGUCAAUGGUUCACAUCCCAGACAUCAGACUGCCAAACUACAUCCAGACGGACAACUUGUACACAUAUGGAGGUCCCCAUCGGGGCCCCAUCCGUGAGAAAGAGAGUUACGAUGAGUUGAUCAACUCUACCCUGUUCGUGGAUCUGACUCCAGAGUCAGACAGCUGUGAUCCCUGCUGCAAUGGAGUCAUGACCAAUGGCUUUGUCAUUGACAAGGGCCAGAGCAAAGAACCCAUUUUGGAGCCCCUGGAGAACCGGCGCAAACACCCGCUGCUAAGCGCUAGGAGGACCAACAGUUUGGUCAACGAGAACUACUCACUGGCUCCGACAGAGCAAGAGGCCCUUCUCAGCGACGACCCAUUCCUGCCGGAGGUGGAGCCUGACAAGUGCGAAGAGCCGUCGGGAGAUUACUCCCACCACUAUGGCGGCUGGAAAGACAGUGCUCUAAGUAUCCGCAGCGGUGGCAGCUACAUGCAUCUGAGGGAGGAAGAUGCUGCCAGCUACUCCAACAUGACGGAUGGAGGGCUGACCCCUAUCAGCGAAGACGGCCAAAGAGUGGGGAAGGAUAGGUUAGGGGAUGCACAGGAAACCAGGCCAGAAUCAUUACCACAAGAUGGUGCCAACAGACCAGACCUGGAGCAGCUACCUCGAGAUGUUUCUGAAUGUCCCUACACUGUCAUGGGUAUUGGCAAUGUCAAAGGAGGAUCUGGGAACUUGUCCCAGCAUCCUGGCUUUCCUGAAAAUGACGGCCAUGGUUCCUCUUACAUCGAUAUGAAAAGGAAAGGGAGCCAGGAAUUAAGGGACCAACCUCGUCAGAACCUGCCAGGUAGUCAGCAUGACCCCAAAUCUCUUAGUGACUCUCAUCCUUGUGCUGUUGAUGACAAGUCUCUUGAAGCUGCUCAGGACGACCCUUGCAAUACCCUUGGAAAUUACGUCCAGCAGGGAUUGUUUCUGUCUCCGUCUCCCAAACUUCCGUCCUCUCGGUCCGGAUCUCCAAGACCUAACCCCUCUGGCAGGACAACUCCAAGACUGUUGGAAUCUUGUUCACCCACACAACCCAGGGGUGACACAGAUCCCACUGAGAAUCCAGUGCAGGGUUUGCCUGGCCACUCCCGGCUUCUGUCCCCUCCAAACCAAAGUGUCGAAGCGCCGAGCUCGUUGGACUCGCCAGACAGUUCACAGGAUGACAUCCAGCCAUAUGUCUUGAACACCUGUGUUCUGUCUGGUAGUGCUGAGCCAUUGCUGGCGAAUCCACGUCCAGAUGCAGCCUCACCUCAGCCCCUGUGUGAGAGUCAUCCCAGUCAGGAUAGCGACUGCAGUUCCUCCGUCUCACUGAGCAAUGGGGAUUCGUUGAGUGAGAGCACGCCUCUCAUGUUGAAUGACAGUGACGUUUCUGAACGCUCCUCUCCAUCGGAUGAAGAGGGCAGGGCAAAUCACGCGGCUGUUGCUGGUAGUGAGCCUGGUACUGGUUCCAGCACAGCUAAUGGUGAAGGGGGCUACAUCACUGUGGGUCAGCUGCCUCCACCAGCCUCAGCCAGUGCCGUAAACGGUGACAAAUGUGCUAAUCCAAAUGUGGAUGAUGGUCCUUACGUCACGCCAGACCAGCUACAAUCCCUGACCAAAGCUAGCAGCGCGGCCGACUCUGGCACUGGGGAUACCAGUUGCAAUGGUGAAAUAGAUUCUGAAAUGGGCAGUUACGUCAGCCCAGAUGAGGUAGCCAAGUGGGCUGUGCCAAAAGCGGCAAACACAAAGUGCAAUGGAUUGGAGAACGAUGCGUCCAAUGAUACGAACAGUGACUAUGUUACCGAGGCACAAUUGCGAGAGAUGAUAAAAAGCAGUACAAAGGACGCACCUUGAACAGUAACAGCUACAGAAAGGUUUGGAAUGUGAAUUUUGUGAUGAAAUUGCUAUUUUGAUAGCAAUACAAAAGUUGUUCACCUUUGAGUGAGACGUGAAACCAAAAAGUUGGCACCUCUACUUGUACACACACAUGUAGAUGUGAAUAUAAACGCUUCACAUAUAUUGAACUAUUUUCGGCCUGGGGUGAUCAUUUCUCGCAGGCUAGAGUGGUUCCUACCUCAUCCCCAUCAGAAUUGGUAAUGUAUGGGCCAGAUUAGUUUUAGGUGUGUAUGUUAGUGUGUUAAAGUCAAUGCCUUUAUUCAGAGGAUUAAACACACCAAAAUAGAAAAUGAAACUUGGCAUUCAUAGAAAAGAAUAAAUUUGUUGGAAAGCACAGACAGUAUCUCUAAGUCACAAGUUUUUUGUUUCUUUAUCGGGGCCGUAUCAUAAGUCCGACACCUCAUAGGUCCGACGCCUCAUAAGUCCAAAAUUUCGGACUUAUGAGGCAUCGGACUUA
This is a messenger RNA of Patiria miniata (bat star), 4303 nucleotides long. RefSeq lists its product as uncharacterized. The record is from RefSeq and is a predicted model, not a curated record. Bases 316 to 3804 code for a protein of 1162 amino acids. Lineage: Eukaryota; Metazoa; Echinodermata; Asteroidea; Valvatida; Asterinidae. Gene Ontology annotation, molecular function: protein binding. The transcript has 13 exons.